Nestor notabilis (Kea) is the source of this 954-nucleotide messenger RNA. RefSeq names its product transcription factor AP-2 gamma (activating enhancer binding protein 2 gamma) (gene TFAP2C). The transcript is spliced from 6 exons. NCBI's taxonomy places the organism in Eukaryota, Metazoa, Chordata, Aves, Psittaciformes, Psittacidae. Gene Ontology annotation, cellular component: nucleus. The annotation marks the transcript as partial. The record is from RefSeq and is a predicted model, not a curated record. Gene Ontology annotation, molecular function: DNA-binding transcription factor activity, RNA polymerase II-specific; RNA polymerase II transcription regulatory region sequence-specific DNA binding. Gene Ontology annotation, biological process: regulation of cell population proliferation; regulation of transcription by RNA polymerase II; anatomical structure development.
UCCGCCGGCGCUCGCCGGGAAACGUACCGCCGCUCCGAGCUGCUCCUGCCCCACGGGCACGGGCUGGAUGCCUCCGCGCUGGCCGAUAACCUGGGCCUGCACGACAUGGCUCACCAGAUGGAGGAGGUGCAGAAUGUGGAAGAUCAACACUUACUAAUGCAUGACCAGACAGUCAUUAGAAAAGGUCCCAUUUCCUUAACGAAAAACAGUGCUCUGAGUCUUCCCUGCCAAAAGGACGGACUAAUUGGAGUGGUCAUAAACCCCAAUGAAGUAUUUUGUUCGGUUCCGGGCAGACUUUCCCUCCUGAGCUCCACAUCGAAAUACAAAGUGACAGUAGCAGAGGUGCAGAGGCGGCUCUCGCCCCCCGAAUGUCUCAAUGCCUCUUUGCUAGGAGGAGUACUCCGAAGAGCUAAAUCUAAAAAUGGUGGCAGAUCAUUAAGGGAAAAAUUGGAUAAAAUUGGCUUGAAUCUUCCCGCUGGUAGAAGGAAAGCUGCAAAUGUGACGCUAUUGACAUCUUUGGUGGAAGGUGAAGCUGUACAUCUUGCUCGUGACUUUGGUUAUGUAUGUGAGACAGAGUUUCCUUCCAAAGCAGUGGCCGAAUAUCUAACUAGACCACACAUGGGCCGUAAUGAAAUGGCAAACAGGAAGAAUAUGCUUCUUGCUGCAAAGCAGAUCUGCAAGGAAUUCACAGACCUCCUCACUCAGGACAGAACUCCUCUUGGAAACACAAGACCAAGUCCCAUCUUGGACCCUGGCAUCCAGGGCUGUUUGACUCAUUUUAGCCUGAUCACGCAUGGCUUUGGGAGUGCUGCCAUCUGUGCUGCCAUGACAUCUGUCCAGAACUACCUAAAUGAAGCAUUAAAAAUAGCAGACAAAACAUACAUGAACGCUGGUGACCAGAGCCCUGCAGAAACCAACAAAACUAUUGAUAAAAUGGAUAAACACAGGAAGUAA